AGCUAGAAGUGGGACGGUAUUUGGGAGGCAUGAGUGGUACGGUCCGUCAGAUCAGUGUGGUGUUGGACCCAAGCAUCCCCUAUUUCCUGCGGGUGGACUGGGCCGAAGACCUGGGUGCUGGUUUCACUCUCGCCCUCAGUGACGGCAGCUCGUCCUGGAUCGGAGAAGUACCAGAGGAGGAGAUGACUGGGAAAGCCACACAGUUGGGAGUGAAAAGGGAGAAAUGUGUGGAAGAUCUUCAUCAGGCACUGACCGGAGGAGGAGAAAGCUUAAGAGGAAGAGUGGCAGAAAAGGAGGAGUACCUGUUCCACCUCUCCUCUGACCACGGUUGUCUGUCGUAUGACAAGAAGACCCAGAGAGGCGUUUUGGUGAACAUGGGUGCAGUGGAGCUGCACCCUGCCCCUGUGGAUCUCAACAGGGAGAUGAUAGCCCACACUCUGGAGCACAGCGCUGACCUGGAGGCAGAGAACAGACGGCUGCAGGAGAAGAAUCAGACACUCCGGCAGGAGCGGCAGCACCUCCUUGCAGAGGUAACUGGGGUAACUGUCAAAUCCAAGGCUGGAGACAGCAUUAAGGAGGAGGAGGACCUGCCUCAGAGCUUCCACCCAUCUCAGGCACCCACCGUGCUCAUCGGAGGUGUUCUUCCAUUGGUUCUCACUUCCAUUUGUUCCACCAAGAUGGAAGCAUGGCACAUGCCAAUUCACAAGAUGUCGGUGGGCGGAGCCGGGAGGGUCGUCAGCAAAAUGGGACACACCUGGGCUCGGGUGUGUCUCGGGAUAAAUACUCCUCUUCCCCAUUUAUUGAGGACACUCACUCCAUGCAGACACUGAUAGAUUUUUGUUGUGGCAUUUUUGUGGCUGUUUUGUAUGUUUGCUUUGUAUGUUUGCUUUGGCACCUUUCAACACCCCUCAUUAUCACAUUUAUGCACGCAAACACUCACUUACACUACUGAUU
Oncorhynchus gorbuscha (pink salmon) is the source of this 954-nucleotide messenger RNA. RefSeq names its product DNA repair protein XRCC4-like. Gene Ontology annotation, molecular function: DNA binding. Gene Ontology annotation, cellular component: nucleus; DNA ligase IV complex; DNA-dependent protein kinase-DNA ligase 4 complex. The coding region runs from base 30 to 830 and encodes 266 amino acids. Gene Ontology annotation, biological process: positive regulation of ligase activity; response to X-ray; double-strand break repair via nonhomologous end joining. Lineage: Eukaryota; Metazoa; Chordata; Actinopteri; Salmoniformes; Salmonidae. The transcript has 6 exons. The record is from RefSeq and is a predicted model, not a curated record.